AUUUUUACAUUCUUGAUUUCUUGGUUUCGUUGACCGAUCAACUUGUUUAUAAAUUGUUUGUAAUAUAAAUUUAUUUUAAGACAAUAAAUAGUUUUUCAUAAGUAUGAGUUCAUGUGUGUUUCUUCUUUGUACUCGUAAUAUCAUGUUUGUCAAAGUGUGAUCUAAGAGCAUAAUUUGAUAAUUCUCACGUAAUUAAAUAUGGUUAACUGACGUUAUAACAGUGCAUGCUCAAUUAUGGCAGACCCAGGUUAUUAUCACAGUGAUUAUAUUCGUCACCCUGUCUUAUACGAACUGGGUAUCAAGUAUGGAAUAAAGACGGAAUGUAUUCCAGAAAUAGCAUUACCGUCUAAGUUGGAAGAGCUCAAGGAUGUCAUACGUCGAGAGAUACGUAAAGAACUCAAAAUAAAAGAAGGCGCGGAAAAAUUACGUGAAGUCGCUACUGAUCGUAAAUCGCUUGCAGAUGUCGGCAAUAUUGUAAAGCAAGCUAACAUUAAAUUAAAUGAAUUAAAAUCAGACCUUAAUGAAUUAGAAUCCCAACUUCUAUUGUCGCGCGGCCAGUCCACACCAACUUCACCUGAAGACUUAUCUUAUGAUGAAGAGAUCAUCUUGGCUUCGGAGGCGGCGCAGCAACAACGUCAGCUUGGUGAAGGAACCACAGAUCGUAAAUUGGCUUCACUUGAGAAACAGUUAAACAUUGAACAAAAGGUGAAACAAGGAGCAGAAAAUAUGAUACAAAGCAUUAGUGCCAGCAAUCAGUCCCGUGACAAAAAAUUACUGGCUGAAGCUCAUCAGAUGCUUGCAGACUCUAAAGACAAAAUAGAAUAUCUUAAAUUACGCAUAUCUAAACUAACUAAACAACUGAAAGGAGACAGUGCUGGAGCAAAUGGUGAUGGUAGAACUACUGAUAUUACUGGUGUUGAUCCAAUUCUAGAUGAAAGGAUUGCUGAGUUACGAAACAGAUUGAGAAUAGAAGCAGCUGUUGUGGAAGGAUCAAAGAAUGCUAUAAGACUCUUACAAAGUGACAAAAAAGUCAUAGAUAAAAAAGCAUUGCAAGAAGCGCAGACAAAUUUAUUGGAGUCAACACAUAAAUUGGAUUUACUUCGUAGAUCACUGGAUAUGCGUCGACAAGAGCUCCCAGCUGAAAGUGCAGCAUUUAUUGAACUGGGGCAUGAAUUACGAAGCACAGGUUCUAGUCCUGGAUAUGUGAGUUUAACAAGUGGCAGCAGUUCUAGGCCUCCAUUUAUAUCACCAGCUCCUAUGAUUAGUCCCUGUGUCCAAGUGACAGGUACCUUAGAAGUAAGAUUAAUGGGUUGUCAAGACCUACUUGAAGAUGUACCAGGACGCACACGGAGAGAUCCAUUAGCCAGUCCGUCAGAUUUAAAGUCUUUUGUGAAGGGUGUCACAAUACGAAAUUCAAUGAAAUAUACAUACAGUAUUAAAGAGGACACAAGUAAUGAAAUAAUGGCUGUUAUGAAGCUGGACAACCACACCGUGGCUCAAACCAGCUGGAGGCCAUGUUCACAGCAAGCCUGGGAUCAAAGAUUCACAAUAAGACUGGACAAAUCUAGAGAGCUAGAAAUUGGUAUACAUUGGAAAGAUUGGCGUGGACUAUGUGCAGUUAAAUUUUUAAGAUUGGAAGAAUUUAUUGAUGACAUUCGACAUGGUAUGGCCCUGGAGUUAGAGCCUCAAGGUCUUUUAUUUGCUGAGAUCAAAUUUUUGAACCCCAUUAUAUCAAGAAAACCAAAGCUUCAACGACAGAGAAAAAUAUUCAAACAACAAGGAAAGAAUAUACCAAGACCUUCAUAUGGAGAUAUGCACAUACCUGCUGUGGUAUUAGGAAGACUUUUGAAAAGAUCUUCACCAUCAGUGCAGAAUAUACAAAAUGCAGUAACUCACAACCAUUCUUAUGAAUCAUCUGACAAUAAAGAUGCUGAGAAUAUUCAUGCAACAUUUACCGGCAUGGCUGGUGUGCGGCCAUUGGGCUUGCCACAAACAUCAUCUGUGCCCCAAUUGCCCAUACCUCCACCCAAACCCACUCUGCCUUUACUUCCUCCACCUAAUGUUUCCACGCUUAGGAUGGAAAAAGAGUUACAAGAGGCAUUUGCAUUUUUGGAAGAUUCAUAUACAAGAGAUAAUUUUAUAACAAAAGAUUCCCAGUCCUCUUCAGCUUGCAAUACUCCAUUAGUUGAGUAUCCUACAACACCAUCUCCUAAAUUAGUGCUAGAAUAUCCUAGUAGUGAGGAACAGAUUGUUGAAAUAACAAGUAACAUGCGUAUUUCAUCUUCUCGGUCUUCAUCUAUAAUAGAUACUCUAGGCAAGGACUCAGAUUCUAGAAGGCAGUCCGGAGAGAUGUCCAUGAACUGUUUCCGAUUGUUAAGUGUACUAGGCAGAGGUCACUUUGGAAAAGUAAUAUUAGCUCAGUAUAAACCAACUAAUGAAUAUUUUGCAAUAAAAGCUUUAAAGAAGGGUGACAUAAUUGCAAGAGAUGAAGUUGAUUCUUUACUUUCAGAGAAACGAAUUUUUGAAGUAGCAAAUGCUAUUCGACAUCCAUUUUUAGUUAAUUUGUUUGCAUGCUUUCAAACGGAGCAGCAUGUUUGCUUUGUCAUGGAAUAUGCUGCAGGAGGUGACCUCAUGAUGCACAUUCAUGCUGAUGUAUUUACAGAGCCUCGGGCAGUCUUUUAUGCAGCAUGUGUAGUACUAGGCCUACAGUAUUUACAUGAAAAUAAUAUUAUUUAUAGAGACUUGAAGCUGGAUAAUUUAUUACUUGACACAGAAGGUUAUGUCAAAAUAGCCGAUUUUGGUUUAUGUAAGGAAGGAAUGGGCUGGGGUGACCGUACAGGCACAUUUUGUGGGACUCCUGAGUUUCUUGCUCCCGAAGUGUUAACUGAGACUUCAUAUACUCGAGCUGUUGAUUGGUGGGGCCUUGGUGUACUGAUUUUUGAAAUGCUUGUUGGAGAAUCACCAUUCCCUGGAGAAGAUGAGGGUGAAGUAUUUGAUUCUAUUGUUAAUGAUGAAGUUCGUUAUCCAAGGACUCUGUCUUUAGAGUCUAUUGCUUUAAUGAGACGUUUGUUAAGAAAGAACCCAGAAAGACGUUUAGGUUCAUCUGAAAGAGAUGCAGAAGAUGUUAAAAAGCAAGCAUUCUUCCGUAAUGUUGACUGGGAACAGUUACUACUUCGAAAAAUUAAGCCCCCAUUUGUGCCAACAAUCAAUAAUCUUGAAGAUGUUAGUAAUUUUGAUAGUGAAUUUACAUCAGAAGCAGCGGUCCUCACUCCGCCUAAAGAACCAAGAGCCCUUACUAUGACAGACCAUAAACUAUUUACUGAUUUUACUUAUAUGGCGGAUUGGUGCUAGGCAGCUAUGACUUGAAUAAUAGUAUAAUACUACUUUAGUUAUAAUACAAUAAACCCCUAUUGCCUUAACAAACGCGAGUGAAAUAUGUAUUUUGAUAAUAUAUCUAAUCUAUACUAAAAAAAGGUGUCUUAGAAGAUACUCAUGUUGACUUGUAUUUAAAGCAGUUGAAUGCAAUAUUUUAUUAUAAAAUAAAUUGUGUAGUUUAAGUAAGUUUUAAAUAGUGAUAAACUUUAUUUUUUUAAAUAUCAUGUUAUUGAUUUACAUAGUGUAGUCAUAUAUUAUAUAUUCACUUGGAAUUUUAAGCCUAAGAGAAUAGUGUGUGUCAAAAUAAAAGUAUCUAUUGUCAUCUUCAGUCAAUUGUACACUUAUCUUGUGAAAUAAAGUUAUCAACAAUAUAA
This is a messenger RNA of Leptidea sinapis, 3749 nucleotides long. RefSeq names its product serine/threonine-protein kinase N-like (gene Pkn). The record is from RefSeq and is a predicted model, not a curated record. The transcript is spliced from 2 exons. The coding region runs from base 235 to 3351 and encodes 1038 amino acids. Gene Ontology annotation, biological process: signal transduction; protein phosphorylation. Lineage: Eukaryota; Metazoa; Arthropoda; Insecta; Lepidoptera; Pieridae. Gene Ontology annotation, molecular function: protein serine/threonine kinase activity; ATP binding; small GTPase binding.